Messenger RNA from Anisakis simplex (herring worm), 657 nucleotides. Lineage: Eukaryota; Metazoa; Nematoda; Chromadorea; Rhabditida; Anisakidae. The record is from the annotation of a GenBank genome assembly.
AUGCAAAGAAGUGCAAACAGUGCAGACCGCGGCAGUUCAAGACGGCCAACGGCUGCACAACGUGAAUUGGUGGCAUCAAUAAGUCGUUUCCAACGUAAAAUCAAAGGUGCCACAAUUGAUGUUUGGUGGCUAUAUGAUGACGGUGGAUUAACACUUCUGAUACCACAUCUUCUGACCGUGCCGAAGAGUUAUCUGGAGGGUGCUCGUAUGCGAGUGUUCACGAUCUCGACGUCUUCGACGACUAUGGAGCAAGAGCAACGAAGUAUGGCUGCGUUGCUGAGCAAGUUCCGGAUCGACUUCUCGAACGUGUCCGUUAUUGCAGACAUCGGAAGGAAACCAAUGCCGCAAACACAAGAGGAAUUCGAACGGCUCAUUGAACCGUUCCGAGCCACUGAUGGCAAUGAGCGAAAGGGUCUUAUAACGGACUCCGAACUGGCCGCUCAAAAAGAGAAAACCUGUCGUCAAUUGCGAUGUGCAGAGUUGUUACGCGAACAUUCAUCGGAGGCUGAUCUUGUUGUUUUGACAUUACCAGUGCCCAGAAAAGGCCUUGUAAGUAGCUGUUUAUAUAUGGCAUGGUUGGAUGUGAUGACCAGAGAACUACCGCCAACUUUGAUGGUUCGAGGCAAUCAGACGUCAGUUCUGACGUUCUACUCAUAA